Molecule: messenger RNA, 2491 nt
Organism: Varroa destructor (honeybee mite)
Lineage: Eukaryota; Metazoa; Arthropoda; Arachnida; Mesostigmata; Varroidae
Gene: Rtca
Product: RNA 3'-terminal phosphate cyclase
Biological process (GO): RNA processing
Cellular component (GO): nucleus
Molecular function (GO): RNA-3'-phosphate cyclase activity
Source: RefSeq, a predicted model, not a curated record
UAGUAAAGUGAUUGGUCUCCUGCGGUCGCUUUACACCCGGCUAGUAGAAAACUCGAAUGAGUCUCCAUUGUUGAUGAUUCGACAGCGGCCUGACUGACAACUCGUUGCUCAUUUAGCUACUGCCGUCGCCCCCUGUCACCUCGGUGACCCGGUGUUGUGCUGACUUCCCUAGGCGCAUUGGUCAACUGCCCAGGUCACGGUGAGCUGAAGUUCGUUCCCGAGGACGAAUUUGGCGGCGGUUAGCCACUCCGGACUGCUGUCACCUUCGGCUGUUGGAGCGGGCUGAUAGCAUCAAAAUCAGUGCAGUGGGCCACUCGCGGUAGCUACGCCGGCAAGAGGUUCAUUCUGCAAUCGCGCCUGAAUCUAGCACGUAGUUCAAUACGAACAGUGUGCUUACUCUUGUAUACAAAAACUGGCAAUCGCCGCGGUUCAAGGACCUCUAGAGUGGCAAUGAGUUCGUCGAAUGAGAAACCCGUCUCUAUCGAUGGCAGCACUCUCGAAGGGGGUGGCCAACUUGUUCGUGUAGCAGUCGCCCUUGCAGGAAUUCUGGGAAAACCGGUCAAUAUUUUUAACAUACGGAAGGGACGAAGUCGCGAUGGAUUAAAGCGUCAACACAUGAAAGGACUAGACUUGGUGACCAGGGUCACGCAGGGAGUAACCGAAGGCUGCAAAGAAAGCUCCCGAGAAAUAACAUUCUAUCCUGGAAAGAUUUUGGGCGGACGCUCAAUGAUUGCCGACGCAGAAACUGCAGGAAGCGUUGCGUUAAUGCUUCAGGUGGCGCUUCCAGUGUUGUUGUUCGCUCCGGAACGAACGCCCACCCGCCUCACCUUGAAAGGAGGCACAAAUUGUGACAUGGCUCCUCAAAUCGACUACAUCGAGAUGGUUCUUCGGCCGUGGCUGAAAAAUUUCGGUGUACAUUUCGUUCUCGACAUCAAACGACGGGGCUAUUACCCCAACGGAGGGGGCGAGGUUGAAGUUGUCAUAUCCCCUUUAUCGGAACCAAUUCAGGCUGUCGAUAUGACGAGACCCGGAGAUGUUAUUCAGAUGACUGGGUACUCAUUCGCUGCUGGAGGACUUCCGCUAAACGUGGCGCAAGUAAUAGCUGCAGGCGCAUCGGCCAACGUGAAAGCUGAUUACCCCUGCGAGGUGAACAUUCGCCGGGUUAAAGAGCCGCCUGAAGUGUGCGUUGGAUCAGCUGCGGGAAUCGUACUUGCUGUACAAUUUACGGAGGGCUGCGUUCUUGGUGCUGAUGCGCUACUUCAAAAAAAUUCUCGAGCUGAACUAUUGGGAGUCAAAUGUGGAAAAAACCUAGUGAAAGUCAUGGAUCGAAAAGUGACAGUUGACGAGUACAUGCAGGACCAACUCGUCAUCUUCAUGGCUUUGGCCAAGGGCAAAUCGCGUAUUCGGUGUCACCGUCUGAGCGAGCAUGCUGAGACGGCAAUCUACAUUUGCGAAAAACUAACCAACGCGAAGUUUCGUAUAAGCGAAAGGGACUCGGGUACGACGAUCAUCGAGUGCACCGGUAUCGGCUGGGCCCCGCCCCAUCUUUCACAUAGUUUAGAAGCAGGUGACAACGGCGGGGUUAGUGACAGAGUGAAUGCACAAGACGGAUAGUUUGCUAACUGGAACAGGAGCUUUUAAGAAGCGAAGACAACAUUCAAAGGCUAAAUAUGAUCUAAGGCCAACGUUCAGCCCACUAUUAAAAAAAAAAGUGGCUGCACCAAGGGGUAGUUAGCAACUACCGACAGUACGCGACCUGAUAAGAGUGCAGGCCCUAAUCGAAGAAGUGCACUUUUUUCCUGAACCCUGUUGUUAAGACUUUUUGGCACGAGGGCGUGCACACAAGACACAGUACGAAUAGCGUGACGAAGCCAGAAAUGAAUUGAAAUGUGUUAGGUAUAAUGUAGCUGCGAUUAAUUCGCUCAUCUUUGUUCGUUAUAGAUCAAAGCUGUUAUCUGCUACUUCCCUUUUUUUCUCUUACGACAUUUAACGGCCUAUUAGUUUGCUUCAAACUUGAAAUUCUGAAAGCUUUCAUUAUUCAACGCUUUUUUUCAUUUUUCGCUGAACACUUGUUAAAGUGAAAACUGUUUUGUGAACCAUAACAGUUUAGAGAGAUAAUCGUACCUAUACCAUUUUUGUUUUACUUAAUAUUUCGCAAUUCGUGUUGAUGGUACACUAGAAAUGUUUAUCAGCACUUGGAAAUUGGCUACGGCCCGUGUAUCGAUGCGACAUGUAAGGUGCAUAAGCAUUUUCAACAUUAUAUAUAUAUAUAAGAUUGUAAAUUAAGCUAAACAAUUGUGUUUUGAUUGAACGCCGCCGACCGAAACAACCAGGAGUUUGGUGUGUGCACAACGAUAAUGCUAAAAAACUAAGGUUCUAUUAAUCGUGGUAAGCAGGUCGACACUUAGGUGGGAACAGAUGGAUUGAUGUAUAAACGUGCGCUGUAAACGAACAUCUAAAACCAUUUAUUAUAUCACAAAUAUAUUACAAG